GCAAAUCAGAACCUGUUAGAGCAGAAAGCUGUCCUAAAGCCCAAACCCAUAGGUCACACUCGUCACUUCAAACUGGGCGACGCCAUAUAGCACCCGAUAGGAGAGAGCUCGCACUACAGGGCUCUUAAUAGGAUAGCUUAGUUUUGAACAAAUCAGUCCAAAGCUGCGUUUUAGAUCGUUAAUGUCCAUCUCGACAUGCCACCCCAAAUGGAGUUUGUUUACGAAUCUCGAGUGCCGUCUGCUUGCGGGCUCCCCGAAGAAGAUGAUGUGGAACCGGGGACCGUCAGUUGUAUGUUGGUCGGGGAUGGAGCCGUAGGGAAAACCAGUAUGAUCGUCAGCUACACGUCCAAUGGAUACCCCACGGAGUAUCAACAAACAGCCUUUGACGUUUUCUCAGGUCAGGUCCAGGUGGAGGGUGCUCCUAUUAAAGUGCAACUAUUGGACACGGCUGGACAGGAGGAAUUCGACAACUUCCGGGCGCUGUCCUAUGCCCACACGGACGUCUUCAUCCUCUGCUUCAGCAUGGUCAACCCCACCUCCUUCCACAACAUCACCAAGAAGUGGGUGCCCGAGAUCCGGGCGUACAACGCCUCGGCGCCCAUCGUGCUGGUGGGCACGCAGUCGGACCUCCUGCUGGACGUCAACGUGCUCAUCAACCUGGACCGCACCAAGGUCAAGCCCGUUCUCAACUCCCGGGCCAAGAGCAUGGCGGAGAAGAUCCGGGCAGCGGACUACAUCGAGUGCUCCUCGCUCACCCAGAAGAACCUCAAGGAGGCCUUUGACGCCGCCAUCUUCGCCGCCAUCAAACACAAGACCCGCAAGGCCAAGAAGCGACGCUCCUCCGACCGCAAAGCCAAGGCUUUCUCCCGCUACAGCUGGAAGAAGUUCUUCUGCUUUAUAUAAACUCUGCUUUUUAUGAACUCUAACCGAAAAAGCGUGGACAUACAAACCCCAUGGGUUGUGCGCAUGAACUCUUAUUUGAAAGAACUAUUUUCUUUAUUUAUUUACUUGACUUGACUUUAUCUGAACCCCCCCCCCCUCCUCCUGUUUCUAGUUAUGUUAACGUUGCUCCUUAACAUCUUGGCUAAAGAUGAAAGCAACCUACCAGGACGGAAAAGUAAGCAUUGGAAACCGAAUCUGUUGGAAUACUGAAAGGAGUGGUUUGUAUCCGAGGAAUCUGACUGCUUUCUAGACUUAACGGCCGUGAGUCGAUACGUCACUAUUCCCUGUUAGCAAAUUCAGUUAGCAUACCGACUGAGAAUCAAACAUCUUGCAACAUUUGGAACAUCAAACAGCGGCCUCUGCAAACCCAGCCUGACACAGGGACCUUGUCCUGAAUAAUAAUCUUUCUAAACGCGGACCCCACACUCGGUGGAGGGAAGGUCAGACAUGGAAAUGCUAUGAAUUUGCAUGCCCUCAAUUGCUUCCACUCUCAUGUCUAGAGUCCCCCUGCCCAGGUGUAUGCAUACAUGCGGGAUGUAGGCCUAUUUGUCAACGAGGAAGAGAGAAGAGUGACGCAAAAGUGCAUGAGCUACAUGUAUUGUAGAUGUAUUUUUCUCUCAUUUCUUUGCGAUUCCACCCUAUUCACAUGGAACAGGUGGGAGGCCGAUGCAUACGUGUGAGGUGCCAAAACGCUACCAGUGUGUGAAAGUCGCUUUCUUAUUUUCUUGGGACCAAAGGUUGGCGCCAGAUGUGAUCAAAUCUUUUGACUCAAUCAAAACCCACCGCUACCACACUGUAAACACUGCACGUCCCCAAAAGUAUUUAUUUGCUCAAGAGACGAGCGGAUGGGAGUCAACUUGUGUGAUCAGCGAUUUGAGUUUGUAGAACAAUCACAAAAGAUCAGAAACUUGUUGGGUUAAUCUUCCGAUUGAGCCACGGGAACCGGUUCGUAGGAUUUGAAUCCUUUCCCAUGUCUGAGGUGAAAGGGAGUAUAGGAGGGGGGGGGGGGGGGGGUGUAAUCUCUGCCUUUUCAUCCCUGUCUCUCUACAAUCUGCAUUUGUAAAGGGAAACACCGCUGGAGUCUUUAGGUCCAGCCUACUGUCCCCCCCCCCCCCCCCCCCCUGCCCCUUACUUAACACCACCCUCCGCUAACACCACCCUCCUCUGCGCUACUUCCAUGGGACAUGGCCUCUUUGUUUGUAUGUUCAAUACACUCCUCCCUAACUCAUCAACAACCUGUGACUUUUCAGGCUGUGUGUGUGUGUGUGUGUGAGUUACACAGUUUCACUUUGAAUGUAGACACACACACACACACACAAAGGCACACAUGGAGUCAGGCUUAUCGUUAUGCUUCUUGUGGAAGUCAGUGUUAUCUAUUAUUUGUUCUGUUUGUGUAAAACAGUUUUGUUGUUUGUCCAGAACUUCUUGUUUGUAAAGUAUGAAAGUAUAAAAACAGGAUUGGAAUAUUUAAUGGACUGGCAACGGCGUAUACCAUGAAUUGUGUUUUUACUUUGAAAUUGUAUCCUGUCAACCCUCCAAAAAUGCUCCAUCUCUCAUGUGUUUGUAUACGGAGGAAAAUCAGCCAAAUAAAUGAAGUGCGAACUAUGAA
This is a messenger RNA of Gadus macrocephalus (Pacific cod), 2551 nucleotides long. RefSeq names its product ras homolog family member V (gene rhov). Gene Ontology annotation, molecular function: GTPase activity; GTP binding. Bases 196 to 903 code for a protein of 235 amino acids. The transcript is spliced from 3 exons. NCBI's taxonomy places the organism in Eukaryota, Metazoa, Chordata, Actinopteri, Gadiformes, Gadidae. Gene Ontology annotation, biological process: small GTPase-mediated signal transduction. The record is from RefSeq and is a predicted model, not a curated record.